AUGUCAUCAUCAUUCUCUGAACACUGCUGCAGAAAGCCUCCAGUCGAAAACAACUACAAGCCCAAAGGUGACUUGGUCAACCUUCGUGAUGACUUGCCCGUCUAUGUGAUUGGUCCUGAAAACGCCACCAAGGCUGUAUUCGUGUUUUAUGAUAUCCAUGGCUUUCACGAUAACACAAAGCAGUUGUGCGAUUUGAUUGCAAGCGAGGGCUACAAGGUAGUCAUGCCUGAUUUCCUUUUCAAAGGGCAAAAGCCUUUUAAUGUGCUUGGCUUACCUCGCGAGGAGAUGAUUGCUUGGGUUAUGAAGCAUGGCUCAAUUGAUGCGAUCUCUGAACCUGCUGCCCUCGUUCGUGAUUGGUUGAAAGGACAAGGAGUUACCAGGUGUGGCAUUGUUGGUCUUUGCUGGGGUGGCAAGGUUGGUCCGCAGUUGACGGGUCGUGAUUCAUUUUACAAUGGUGCUGUGCUUGUUCAUCAAGCUUUGAUGGAUCUCAAAGACGCUGAAGAAGCAGGUGCUCCCAUCCUCGCACUCCCAUCCAAAGAUGAGCCCGAUAUGACCGAAUACAUGAACAUCCUUUCAAAGAAACCAUUUGGUGACAAAUGUGGGAUCAAACGAUUUGAUGACAUGCAUCAUGGCUUUGCUGGAGCCGGAGCUGAUUUCAGCAAUGAGCUCAACGUCAAGAGAGUCCAAGAAGUUAUUCAACUGAUUGUUAACUUUAUGAGUGAUGUAUUGUAA
Molecule: messenger RNA, 732 nt
Organism: Lichtheimia ornata
Lineage: Eukaryota; Fungi; Mucoromycota; Mucoromycetes; Mucorales; Lichtheimiaceae
Exons: 6
Coding region: 1-732 (243 amino acids)
Molecular function (GO): hydrolase activity
Source: RefSeq, a predicted model, not a curated record